Messenger RNA from Menidia menidia (Atlantic silverside), 1125 nucleotides. The record is from the annotation of a GenBank genome assembly. Lineage: Eukaryota; Metazoa; Chordata; Actinopteri; Atheriniformes; Atherinopsidae.
AAUGUGGAGAUUGACAAUCUGAUCUUGCCUAUUUUAAAGUCCGCCCCGGUACUUGAAGUCCCCGCAAAUACUUCCACAGCACCCCCUCCAAGAUGGAGGCGCUCGGAGGUUAUCCCACCAAGUCCUCCAGCCCUAAAGCCAAAAUGUUACGGGUCCUGCUCAGCAUGACAGUCGGACUGGGCUGUUUGUUCCUCUUGCAAACCCAGCUACUGAAACCCAGAAAACCCAAGGACUUUUACUCUUUUGAGGUGAAAGACGCGAAGGGGAGGACAGUUUCUCUGGAGAAGUACCGAGGAAAAGCAUCGCUGGUUGUAAACGUGGCGAGUCACUGCGAGCACACAGAGGCCAACUACCGGUCCCUGCAGGAGCUCCACCGGGAGCUGGGCACGUCGCACUUCAACGUCCUGGCCUUCCCCUGCGGCCAGUACGGGGACACGGAGACCGGCUUCAGCCGAGACAUUGAGGCGUUUGCCAAGGCCACCUACGGCGUCACCUUCCCCUUCUUCAGCAAGAUCAAAAUAAUGGGAACGGAAGCUGACUCUGCCUUCAAGUUCCUCACAGAUUCUGUCCAGAAAACCCCAAAGUGGAACUUUUGGAAGUUUCUGGUGAAUCCAGAAGGGGCAGUUGUCCGCUUCUGGCGAACGGACGAGCCCGUUGAGAGCAUCCGCCAGGAGGUGGCGGCGCUGGUGCGGGACAUAAUCAUAAAGAAACGGCUGGAGCUAUGAUGGUUGAGAAACACGGGACACGCUGCAAAGUUCCUCCUCUCUGAGCUGUGACAGCCAGGAACGACUGAACGUUUACCAGCGAGUGUUGCUGGGAGAUGCGUUGCUCCAGAAACACACCGGAUUAUCCACUUUUCAACCACACAAAGGUAGAGAUAGUCAUUCAGGGCUGGUCAGAGUGUGUUUUUGUUGAGAUUCUCUUUAGUGUGUGUGUGUGUGCGCGUGUGUGUUGGUACCAUUCUGUGGUUAAUAAUGACAGGUGUGAUGAAAAUGCCUUACAGUGACCACUACAGUUGUUUUUCACCUUUUUUAAAAAGUUUUUGCAUUCCCUACAAAUGUUCAGAUUGCCUCAGUGGUGUACUUGCUACUUGCUACUUUCAUUAAAAUCUCCUUUUUAAAAUCA